Molecule: messenger RNA, 1608 nt
Organism: Theileria equi strain WA
Lineage: Eukaryota; Apicomplexa; Aconoidasida; Piroplasmida; Theileriidae
Product: phosphatidate cytidylyltransferase, putative
Exons: 1
Coding region: 1-1608 (535 amino acids)
Cellular component (GO): endoplasmic reticulum membrane
Molecular function (GO): phosphatidate cytidylyltransferase activity
Source: RefSeq, a predicted model, not a curated record
AUGCUAGUUGCUACAAACUUGACUAGGCUCCUUGGGAGUCUUCUGAGACCCCUUGGAAAGUUUUUAUCUGGCGACUUUCUGGUACGCCUGGCGUAUACUUUUCUGCUAUGCUUAGUAUUUAUAUUUGUUGUAGCCCUAGGACACAUGUACUGUGCAAUCGGAGUACUCGGACUCAUAACAAUCGCCUACUACGAACUAAAUGCUCUCCACGAUCGGCUCUUUACCUUCGCCCAAAUGUCGGAUGAUGAAGCCCUGGGGAGUGACUUUAAUCCCUCGGCCAGCCCGGAACACAGAAGCACCCGUGCAGUGCUUAGGGAGGCUGUAGAGUUCCGUCUUGACAAUGGAAACCUAGUCAUAGAAAAGGGAAAUUGUGCGAAUUCCUUCUCUAGAGUGUCUACGGUCUACGAGAGCACCCCUAGAAGCGUCACAAAAGAGAUUCCAAACGUACACAUGGACAAUUUUGGAGAUGUCUGCUACAAGAGAGAACACAGUUCAAAUGGCUCUGAAUAUCUACAAGACAAGUAUGAUGAAGUUAGAGAUGGGAAUUUCCACAGAGUAAGUGCUCAGACACACGAAAAGAGUUUUAACGUUUAUGAAAAGGAUGUCCAUGCACCUCACAAGGUGGGCAGGGUAAAAGGGAAGACCAUUUACUUCUUCUCAAAGACGCAUGAUGUGCUAUCCUUCAUAUCUUUGGAGACUUAUUUUUUAAUUGUAACCUUCCUGGGAAUAUGUGUACCGUGGGUAAUACCCAGGAUGAUCGACACAAACCAGUUUAUUCGUAGUUUAUGUAAAUUAUCGCUAAAGUAUCACUACUUGGCCACCUUUAUAUUUGCGCUCAUGGGAAUUAUAAAGUUUAUUCUAUCAAUUGAAAAGGGAAAGUAUAAACAACAUUUCUUGAAGCUCGCAUUUAUUAUCAUAUCUCUUCUUUAUGUAGUCUCCCAACCCCUAAUGAUCAUAUCGAACAUAUAUUUUGGAAUGAUUUGGCUUAUGCUUCCGCAUUGUCUCAUUGUAUUAAACGAUUGUUUUGCUUACCUAUUUGGAAGGAUAUUGGGGAAAAAACCACUCAUUGUAAUAUCUCCAAAUAAAACCGUGGAGGGAUUUCUUUAUUCUUCUUUCUUCACCAUCAUAGUUGCUAUGCUGGUAACCCCUUACAUUUUAAAAAUCAAGCCCCUAUUGUGCAGUGCAAACAAGUUCACAUUCGUCCCAUUCAUGUAUCUACGCACAGGAUGUAGAGUCCCUUAUGCUUAUGGAACUUUCACUUUCCCGACUAUUAGAGGAUACACACUCACUGUGGAUAAAAUGUACAUUCACGUUUUCAUAUUGAGUCUGUUUGCCUCCUUGUUUGCGCCAUUCGGGGGGUUCCUCGCUUCAGGCUUUAAAAGGGCAUUAAAGAUCAAGGACUUUAGCGAUUUCAUACCUGGACAUGGAGGAAUUCUUGAUAGAUUUGACUGUCACAUUCUCAUGGGAUCAUUCACAUAUCUUUAUCUCAAGACAUUUGUUAGAAAGACCUACCCAAACGUUGAAGAUGUUUUCAAAAUGGUAAUAAAACUUCAAAGAUCCGAUCAAGUAGCAGUUUUGGACAAGAUUAAUGAACUUUUAGAAACAUAA